Messenger RNA from Perkinsus marinus ATCC 50983, 352 nucleotides. RefSeq lists its product as hypothetical. Lineage: Eukaryota; Perkinsozoa; Perkinsida; Perkinsidae. The annotation marks the transcript as partial. The transcript has a single exon. The record is from RefSeq and is a predicted model, not a curated record.
AUGGUGGAGUCGGCUACUCUCCUUGCCGGUGAUGACGUCAACUUGACACAGUUCCACGAGGGCCUCCGAAUGAGGUUCAUGGAUCUGCACACGGAGCAUUUCAGCAGUAAUGAUGACGUUGACGCUGCUCGUGCUAGUGGUCGUAUGGCGUGUGCGGUCUUGGCUCGACUAGUGGUCCGGUCGGCUGGUGACGAUGUGACUACUAUGGUGGAUGAAAACUUAUCGGAGAGGCUUCUUGAAGUACUACGGCAGCUGGUGUAUGUCAAAAGUGAAGCAGGCAUGUUGACUCCGCGGACAGUGGUAAAGAUGCACAUGGAGCUAUCCUGGCUUAAAGGGGAGGAUCCGUUCGAAG